AGGCUGGGUUGCGUUGCAGGGGCCUGGGGGUGGGGCAGCUCUGUCCCCGGCCGCAGGAACUAUUUCUGUCCUGCGCUUUCCCUGGGGGUUCACAUCCGCCAGGCACUCCCGGAAAGAGGGGCCCCUCCUCAGCGGGUGGGCCGUGCGCGGGCGGUGGGGCUGGAUCUGUGUCCCGGAACCGGCCUCCCCAGAAGGCCUGGGACCUCAGAGGAGGCCCAGGGACACGCCUGCGGGACAUGAGGCUUCCACACCCCUCAGCUGCGUGAUAGGGGUCUGCGCCCUUUUUUCUCCCCAGGCUGCAGGGGCAAUAACAGGUCUGGCGCGGACCCUCCUGGGGAACUUCCGUCCACCUGUCUUACGGAGGAGGAGCCGUCCCUACCAGCCAGGUCCUGGUGGUGUGGGCUGUCUGCCCUCCCCCUGCCCCCCAGGAUGGGCGAGUUCAAUGAGAAGAAGUCAACAUGCGGCACCGUCUGCCUCAAGUACCUGCUUUUCACUUUCAACUUUUGCUUCUGGCUGGCUGGCCUGGCUGUCAUGGCAGUGGGCAUCUGGACACUGGUUCUGAAGAGCGACUACAUCAGUCUGCUGGCCUCGGGCACCUACCUGGCCACAGCCUACAUCCUGGUGGUGGCUGGCGUUGUUGUCAUGGUGACAGGUGUCCUGGGCUGCUGUGCCACCUUCAAGGAGCGUCGGAAUCUGCUGCGCCUGUACUUCAUCCUGCUCCUCAUCAUCUUUCUGCUGGAGAUCAUUGCUGGCAUCCUUGCCUACGUCUACUACCAGCAGCUGAACACAGAGCUCAAGGAGAACCUGAAGGACACCAUGACCAAGCGGUACCACCAGUCGGGACAUGAGGGUGUGACCAGCGCCGUGGACAAGCUGCAGCAGGAGUUCCACUGCUGUGGCAGCAACAACUCCCAGGACUGGCUGGACAGCGAGUGGAUCCGCUCUGGGGAGGCGGGCGGCCGCGUGGUCCCGGACAGCUGCUGCAAGACCGUGGUGGCCCACUGCGGGCAGCGGGACCACGCCUCCAAUAUCUACAAGGUGGAGGGCGGCUGCAUCACCAAGCUGGAGACCUUCAUCCAGGAGCAUCUGAGGGUCAUCGGGGCCGUGGGUAUCGGCAUCGCCUGCGUGCAGGUGUUCGGCAUGAUCUUCACGUGCUGUCUGUACAAGAGCCUGAAGCUGGAGCACUACUGACCCCCACCCCACGGCUGGCCUUUUUGCGAGUGCACGCAGCAGUACUACUGACCCCGCCCACGGCUGGCCUUUCUGCGCGUGCACGCAGCUGUACUACUGACCCCGCCCACGGCUGGCCUUUGUCUGCGUGCUAUAGCUUCUCACGGAGUGUCUACUGAACUGAUACUACUGACCGCCAGGGAGCUGGGGUCCCAGGACACCUCUCCCUUCCCUCCCCGCUUUGCCAUGGAGGUUGUGUUCUCAUGCCUGUGCCCCCUACCACCGUGCCAUCACCGUGCCCUCUGGGGACCUGCAGCCCCCGAAGAAGCUUCAAGUGCCUUUUGCUGCACACCAAAGUGCUGAGGCCCCAGGCAGGGGUCCCUCCUACAGUGGGGCUGGUGGCGUGGGGGAUUAGGUUCUGACAAUAAAGUGCCUCCCUCCCACAGGCCAUCUUCUCUGGAGGGGAGGGGUCAUGGGGCCUCAGUGUGCUCCCUGACACCUGUGCUCAGUUGGGCUGGUUUGGGAGUGAGUUGGGCAAAAGUGGGCUGGACCACCCUAGGGUGCUUCCAGCCCCGAUUCGGUGGUCAGGACAGGCCUGGGAGGGGCAUUGCUGGAUGGGGUAGAUUCCAGGGGAGGCCUGGCAGCUGCAGGUGAGGCACUCCAGGUGCCAGCCACCCAUCCCCCUAGGGAAAGCUACACAAAGGAGCCCAGUCCCCAGGGUCCUAAGCCUCUGCUGAUGCCCCUGCUUCUGGCCACCCUGCUCCACCAAGGCCCUGCCCUGUUGUCCAACUGCUCUCACCACCAUCUAAAAGGCCAAUGUUCACUGUUAUGUCCCCUUCCUCAGGGCAGGGGUUUUGCGAGUUUUACUGCUGUAUUACAAAUGCCUAGAAUUGCUCCUGCCACAUAAUAGGUGCUCAAUAAACAUUUGUGGAACA
Messenger RNA from Hipposideros armiger (great roundleaf bat), 2105 nucleotides. RefSeq names its product CD151 molecule (Raph blood group) (gene CD151). Gene Ontology annotation, cellular component: plasma membrane. Gene Ontology annotation, biological process: cell migration. The transcript is spliced from 9 exons. The record is from RefSeq and is a predicted model, not a curated record. NCBI's taxonomy places the organism in Eukaryota, Metazoa, Chordata, Mammalia, Chiroptera, Hipposideridae. The coding region runs from base 430 to 1191 and encodes 253 amino acids.